Leptinotarsa decemlineata (Colorado potato beetle) is the source of this 1408-nucleotide messenger RNA. RefSeq lists its product as uncharacterized. The record is from RefSeq and is a predicted model, not a curated record. NCBI's taxonomy places the organism in Eukaryota, Metazoa, Arthropoda, Insecta, Coleoptera, Chrysomelidae.
UAACUAGUGGAAUUAAUGUUGAACAAAGUCCAGACUGUUGGAGGAAAUUAUUGUACUUUCAAACAAUUCGUGUUCAGUUUUGAGUCGGCAAUUCAGUUUGAAAUGGAAGAGUCAUCAAAAGUUUGCGGUUCUCUGAAAGAAGUCAUAAUAAGGGAAGGUUUCAAAGGAUCAGAGCCAUAUUUUAAGUAUUGCGAAAUAAUUAGACAACAAGAAGGGUAUAUGGGUGAUCUGCUUUUCAUUACAAUUCAAGAUAAACAUACUGAUGAAACAUUGGAUUUGAUGGUGAAAAGUGCAAAUACAGAGGAAACAGCAAGAAGAAAUUUUUCUAUAGAUCUAAUGUAUUGCAACGAAGCCAUCUUCUAUAAGAUAAUAUGGACAAAUUAUCUGAAAUUUCAAGAAAUAGCCCACUGUCCAGGGUUCUUCGAUAAAAUAUCCAAAUUUUACGUCGCAGAUUUAGAAGAAGGAAAAGAAAAAUUGUUUUUCGAAAACUUGAAAUCCAAAAAUUUCAAAACGAUAAACAAACACGUGGUUUUUAACAAAGAACAUUUUGAGCUGAUUUUUACUGAAUAUGGGAAAUUUCAUGGACUGUCUAUGGCGUUCAAAUCGAAGUUCCCUUACAGUUUUCGGGAGAUGGCCAAGGAUCUGAUCAACUAUUGGAGUGGCCUUGAAAAUAUGAAAAUGUGGCAAACAUGUCUUUCUAUUCGUCUACAGGACUGUGGAAUAUAUUUGUCACAGGAACCUAACAAAGACAUGAUCCAGCAAUUUGAAAAAUAUAUCGAUUAUGGAUGGAGGGGUUUUUCGAAAUCCACAGAGUAUGAUGGUAAAAACGCUGUAAUUACACAUGGGGAAUGUUGGCCAAGCAAUUUCAUGUUCAAAUAUAAUGAAAACAAAAAACCCGUUGACAUAAGAUUUAUCGAUUUUCAUCGGUCAAGAGUUGGAACUCCAGUUUUCGAUUUGUCCUAUUGCUUUUACGCUGGAGGAUCAUCGGAGAUCUUUGAAGAACUCGAUUACUAUUUGGAUAUUUAUCACAAAUCGUUGUCGAAUACCUUAAUGAAAAUGAACUGCGACCCAGAAAAAUUAUAUUCUAAGGAAACACUGAAAAAAGAGUGGAAGAUGUAUUGUAAAUUUGGGUUCGUGAUGGGACUUCUAGGGCUAAGGGAUCACACGGUUAGAGAAGAGUACCCAAUGGACAUCUCAGAGUUGCUUACUCAGGUCGAACACAUGAGAAUAUCUGAUACCAAUGAAAGAUAUAGUGCAGAGGAAGUUGAAGCGAAAUCAGUAGAAUUGAUUAAACACAUGUAUGUAAAUGGUUUCUUAUAGGAAAUUUGAUAUACCUACUUGAUAAUAUACUGAAUAUGGUUCAAAACUUCAAAAUAAAUAUUUUUCAUGGAUUUUUCUAAAUCUUCAA